Molecule: messenger RNA, 1621 nt
Organism: Neomonachus schauinslandi (Hawaiian monk seal)
Lineage: Eukaryota; Metazoa; Chordata; Mammalia; Carnivora; Phocidae
Gene: CPPED1
Product: calcineurin like phosphoesterase domain containing 1
Exons: 4
Coding region: 89-1030 (313 amino acids)
Molecular function (GO): hydrolase activity
Source: RefSeq, a predicted model, not a curated record
GCAGGACAGGUCCCGCGGUUGGGCUGUUUGGUGUCCUGCCGUUCCCUCCCACACUGUGUACUCAGGGGAAGCCAGAAACUCGCUCGCCAUGUCGGCUGCGGAGGCGGGGGGUAUUUUCCGCCGAGCCAGGGGCAGGACCCUAGACGCGUUUCCCUCAGAAAAGGAAAGGGAAUGGAAAGGCCCGUUCUACUUCAUCCAAGGUGCAGACCCACAGUUUGGACUAAUGAAGGCCUGGUCCACUGGGGACAGUGACAGUGGUGGUGACGAGUGGGGGCAGGAGAUCCGUCUAACUGAGCAAGCUGUUGAGGCCAUCAACAAGUUGAAGCCCAAACCCAGGUUCUUUGUUCUUUGCGGGGACCUCAUCCAUGCCAUGCCAGGGAUGCCCUGGCGGAAGGAGCAGACCGCGGACCUGCAGCGGGUGCUCGCGCGUGUGGACAGCGACAUCCCGCUGGUGCUGGUCAGCGGCAACCACGACGUGGGCAACACCCCCACGCCCGAGACGGUGGCGGAGUUCCAGCGGACCUGGGGGGACGACUACUUCAGCUUCUGGGUCGGGGGCGUCCUGUUCCUCGUCCUCAACUCCCAGUUCUGGUACGAUGCCUCCCAGUGCCCCGCCCUGAAGCAGGCACAGGACCAGUGGCUGCACCAGCAGCUGAGUAUCGCGGGCCAGCGCAAGUGCCAGCACGCCAUUGUCUUCCAGCACAUCCCGCUGUUCCUCCACAGCAUCGACGAGGACAGCGACUACUUCAACCUCACCAAGUCCGUGCGGAAGGAGGUGGCCGAGAAGCUCAUCAGAGCAGGUGUCACAGCUGUGUUCUCAGGCCACUACCACCGGAAUGCCGGGGGCAUCUACCAGAACCUGGACAUGGUAGUGUCAUCAGCCAUCGGGUGCCAGUUGGGCGAAGACACCCACGGGCUCCGAGUCGUGGUGGUCACCGCCGAGAAAAUCGUUCAUCGAUACUACAGUUUGGAUGAGCUGAGUGAGAAGGGGAUAGACGACGAUCUCAUGGGCCUGAUGGAGGAAAAGUGACUGCCCCUUGAGCCUGUGUCUGUCCUUCAUUCCUAGACCCAUAGAUUGCUCCAAGUCCACGGUUCACUUCCACUGGUUUCUUACUUUGCCAGAAAGUGCAGCUGUGCACUGCCCCCUGUUGAAAUAUAAAAGUAUUCCAGGCCGAUUUGUGGAUUUAUGUCAUUUUGCAUAAAUCAGAGAGCUGGGUCCUAUCCUCCUAUCCUAAGUUAUAUUCAAAAUAGAGAGCUGCCCUCCCCUUAAUAAAGAGGGGGGUGGGGAAAGCCUGAAAACAAAGGAAUAAAUGAUAUUAGAAUCUUGCUGCCUCAGUGUUUGAGUCAGUUCUCCUAAUGAUAGGUUUCUCAGCUCUGCCUGUGAAAUCGAUUGCUUCCCAGUAGCGGAUGGUAAAAGUCUACCUGUCACCCUCCAUCCCACCUUGAUAUCCAAGUGCGGUCUUUGAUAAUUCCGUGAACAAACCGCAUCUGAUUGUCUUAGAUUGUGUUCACGACUCCCAAAAUGCUAGGCAGAAACAAAGGUCAUCGCCUUUCCUUCCUAACAAGGCAAAUCAUUAUAUCCCAUUAGCAGAGCUGCGUGGGCUUCUUUUUUUUUUUUUUU